Fonsecaea nubica is the source of this 1692-nucleotide messenger RNA. Its product is annotated as T-complex protein 1 subunit gamma. NCBI's taxonomy places the organism in Eukaryota, Fungi, Ascomycota, Eurotiomycetes, Chaetothyriales, Herpotrichiellaceae. Gene Ontology annotation, biological process: protein folding. The coding region runs from base 1 to 1692 and encodes 563 amino acids. Gene Ontology annotation, molecular function: ATP binding; ATP hydrolysis activity; ATP-dependent protein folding chaperone. The transcript has 4 exons. The record is from RefSeq and is a predicted model, not a curated record. Gene Ontology annotation, cellular component: chaperonin-containing T-complex.
AUGCAGGCGCCUGUGGUGGUUAUGAACACGGCGAAUGGAGAGAGACAAGUCGGGCGCAAGGCGCAAAUAUCAAACAUCACCGCGGCGAAAACCGUGGCGGAUAUCAUACGAUCAUGUCUCGGUCCCAAAGCGAUGCUGAAGAUGCUGCUUGAUCCCAUGGGCGGCAUUGUCCUCACGAACGACGGCCACGCUAUCCUGCGAGAGAUUGAGGUCGCACAUCCCGCGGCAAAGAGCAUGAUUGAGUUGAGCCGGACGCAGGACGAGGAAGUUGGUGACGGGACAACGACGGUCAUCAUAUUAGCGGGCGAGAUCCUUGCGCAAGCACUACCUCAACUCGAACGAAAUAUCCAUCCCGUGGUAAUUAUCCAGGCUUUCAAAAAGGCUCUCAUGGACGCACUGGCUAUUGUCGAAGAGAUUUCCAUCCCCGUCGACACCUCGAGCGACAAGGCCAUGAUCUCGCUUAUUGAAUCCUCCAUCGGCACCAAGACCAUCUCCCGAUACUCAGAACUCAUGUGCUCACUUGCUCUCAACGCCGUCCGGACUGUAUCUCAGGACCAGACGUCCAUUUCGAAUGCGCCCCAGGCCAACGGGACGACGAAAUCGGCUCCUACGCCUGCCCCUACGAAACCCGUGGAGAUCGAUAUCAAGCGAUACGCCCGAGUAGAGAAGAUCCCCGGUGGGGAAAUCGAGGACUCGAGAGUGUUGGACGGCGUCAUGUUGAACAAGGACAUUACACACGCCUCGAUGCGCCGACGGAUAGAGAACCCUCGGAUCGUGCUAUUGGAUUGUCCUCUUGAAUACAAAAAGGGCGAGUCUCAGACCAACAUCGAGAUCACCGAUGAGGACUCGUGGAAUAAGAUCCUCCAGAUCGAAGAGGAACAGGUCAAGAAGAUGUGUGAUGCGGUAUUGUCGGUCAAGCCCGAUUUGGUCAUUACCGAGAAGGGCGUGUCUGAUCUGGCUCAACAUUACUUCCAAAAGGCUAAUGUCACGGCACUGCGCAGAGUGCGGAAGACGGACAAUAACCGCAUUGCUCGGGCUGUGGGAGCGACCAUUGUGAAUCGUGUCGACGACAUUGUCGAGUCCGACGUAGGCACGGGUUGCGGUCUCUUCGAGAUUGAAAAGAUCGGUGAUGAGUAUUUCACAUUCCUCACAAAAUGCAAGAACCCCAAGGCCUGCACCAUCCUGCUCCGGGGACCUUCAAAGGACAUUCUCAACGAGAUUGAACGAAAUCUCCAGGACGCUAUGUCCGUGGCUCGCAACGUCAUGUUCCACCCGCGCCUCUCACCUGGUGGAGGAGCCACCGAGAUGGCCGUCUCCGUGCGGUUGGCUCAGAAGGCCAAGUCUAUCGAAGGCGUGAUGCAGUGGCCUUACCGCGCUGUCGCCGACGCCAUGGAAGUCAUUCCCCGAACACUUAUCCAGAACGCCGGUGCCAGCCCCAUCCGAAUCUUGACCCAGCUCCGUGCGAAACAAGCCGAGGGCAAGUCAACCUUUGGCGUCGAUGGUGAUACGGGUAAUGUGGUGGACAUGAAAGAAUAUGGCGUGUGGGAACCCCAGGCGGUCAAGCUGCAGAGCAUCAAGACGGCGGUCGAAAGCGCGUGCUUACUCUUGAGAGUGGACGACAUCUGCGGCGCGAAGAGCGCGAAGCAGGUUGGUGGAAGUGGAUUGUCGGGUGGUGCAGGAGGGGAGGAGUAA